This is a messenger RNA of Castor canadensis (American beaver), 3209 nucleotides long. RefSeq names its product TBC1 domain family member 20 (gene Tbc1d20). Gene Ontology annotation, biological process: positive regulation of GTPase activity; endoplasmic reticulum to Golgi vesicle-mediated transport. Gene Ontology annotation, cellular component: endoplasmic reticulum membrane. Gene Ontology annotation, molecular function: GTPase activator activity. The record is from RefSeq and is a predicted model, not a curated record. Lineage: Eukaryota; Metazoa; Chordata; Mammalia; Rodentia; Castoridae.
CGGAGCCGAGCCUUCCGCGGCGGAGCGGGCUCUGCGUCCGCGGCGGGGGCCGCGUCUUCUCCCGCUCGGCCACCAGCCGGGGCUCGGGGGGGUGGGGGGGGUGGGGGGUGGCCCGGGCCCCCGGGGCAUGGCCCUCCGGCGUGCGCAGGGAGACGGCCCCACCUUCAGCCGCUGGGACGGCGCCGAGAAAGCAGAUUUUAAUGCCAAAAGGAAAAAGAAAGUAGCAGAGAUAUACCAGGCCCUGAACAGUGAUCCCACUGACGUGGCUGCCCUCAGACGCAUGGCUAUCAGUGAAGGAGGGCUCCUGAAUGAUGAGAUCAGAAGAAAAGUGUGGCCCAAGCUCCUCAAUGUCAACACCAGUGACCCACCUCCUGAAUCAGGGAAGGACCUACGGCAGAUGAGCAAGGACUACCAACAAGUGCUGCUGGACGUCAGGCGGUCUUUACGGCGGUUCCCUCCUGGCAUGCCAGAUGAGCAGCGAGAGGGGCUCCAGGAGGAGCUGAUUGACAUCAUCCUGGUGAUCUUGGAGCGCAAUCCUCAGCUGCACUACUACCAGGGCUACCAUGACAUCGUGGUUACCUUCCUGCUGGUGGUGGGCGAGAGGCUGGCAGUAUCUCUGGUUGAAAAGUUGUCUACCCACCACCUCAGGGAUUUCAUGGAUCCUACAAUGGACAACACCAAGCACAUAUUAAGCUAUCUGAUGCCCAUCAUUGACCAGGUGAAUCCAGAGCUCCAUGACUUCAUGCAAAGUGCUGAAGUGGGGACCAUCUUUGCCCUCAGCUGGCUCAUCACCUGGUUUGGACAUGUCCUGUCAGACUUAAGGCACGUUGUGCGGUUAUAUGACUUCUUCCUGGCCUGCCACCCACUGAUGCCCAUUUACUUUGCAGCUGUGAUCGUGUUGUAUCGUGAGCAGGAAGUUCUGGACUGUGACUGUGACAUGGCUUCAGUCCACCACCUGUUGUCCCAGAUCCCUCAGGACCUUCCCUAUGAGACGCUCAUCAGCAGAGCAGGAGACCUCUUUGUUCAGUUUCCCCCUUCGGAACUCGCACGUGAGGCAGCCGCCCAGCAGCAAGCCGAGAGAACAGCAGCCUCUACCUUCGAAGACUUUGAGCUGGCAUCAGCCCAGCAGAGGCCAGACAUGGUGCUGCGGCAGCGGUCUCGGGGACUUCUGCGGCCUGAGGCUCGAACACAAGAUGUCCUGACCAAACCAAGGACCAGCCGCUUUGUGAAUCUGGCAGUAAUGGGGCUGACGGUGGCACUGGGGGCUGCAGCGCUGGCAGUGGUGAAAAGUGCCCUGGAAUGGACCCCCAAGUUUCAGCUACAGCUGUUCCCCUGAAUCUGCCCAGUGCAGCAAGGUUUCGCCCUCUGGAAGGACGGGGAGGGUGAAACUGCCGUAACUGAAUGGGUUUCUGUCGGGUGUUCUGUUCCUGCCACCCUUGCCUGCCUGUCUGUUUGCCUUGGCUUGGGAGGCUAUAGCAGAGGCAGCCCAACACUGCGGGCUCCGGGACCUGGCACAGCACUCUCCUGCCUCCCCGUGUUGGGGAACUUCUGGGCCUGGGCUUCCCUGGCUGUCGGGGUACCUCCUGGCUACCCUGUAGAAAGUAAGCAUUUCCUGCUCCCAGUGCCUCAUUCUGUCUGCUUCAGAUGGACAAGGAAGGAAGAGGCUGCUGCUGAAGAGGUCAAGCCUUGGAAGGAAAGCAAGAGACAGUAGCCUGGGAGCCAGGUGGGUCCUUUUAAGAGUGGCUCCGCUAGCUGGUCAGACCCAGAGAGCCAGAUGUGAACUAGGUUACUAGUUAAAUCCUACCUAUUUUCAGCCUGGAAAUCACAAGGGUAUUCCCAGCCCAGCGAAGCAGUCUUAGUCACCUAAACUGGUUUCACCUGCCUUUUUUUCCACCUGCUUCUCUACAAGCCACGUGACAUUACUUAUAAAAGGCACUUUUAUUACUAUUUUUAGAAUUAUAUACACCUAACAUGUAAAGUAUUCUCACUUUAAAAAUAAUAGUUCCUUCAUGGAAAAAAUGGUUCUCAUCAGAAGGGUGAGCUUAUGAGAUCCUGAAGUUACCUUUCUACGCAGUUGUUCCAAAUUUCACUUUAGCCAGAGUUGCUGUUUGUAAACAGUCCUGCACUUCUAAAGUGUCCCCUCCUGACCUGCUUUCCUUCCUUCCUUCCCAUUUCUGCAAACUCCCCUCUACUCCCAGCUGCCUUGGCAUGGUUUUUGGGUUUGUCUCCUAACUGCUGGUCUCUGCCUAGUUGGAAAUGCAUUGGAAACCUGCCGGCACCCAGAAAAGGGCAGACUGUAGCCUGAAGAGCUUGGCAGGAGCCCCAACAGCCAGCCCUGCCCUAGGCUUUUCCAUGGACCCUCAGACCUCGGGAACAAAGGACACGCAUUCCUUUUGGGACAGUGUUCCUGUAAGCAAAGCCAGGUUGAUUUCACAUCAGCUCUGGCUUGAAAAAAAAAGUGCCUUUUGCUGCUUUGAAGAAUCGAGUAUGCAGUAUGAAGCAGCCAUGUGCUUUCAUUUUCCUGGUCUUUCCUGGGCACUGUUCUCUCUCAGCAGGUGAUUUCUUAAAGUGAACAUGCUAGAAGCCCCCCACUGUGUCCAGACUGACACAUUCUCCUUGAACACCCACUGUGCGGGCAGCCGCCAGGCCAGAGCACUUGAGACAGGCGUCUGCUGAGUUAUACUAAGCACUUUAAAACCAAAACAAGCCCACAGGGGUGGGUCAUUCUCCAUGCCUAGGUCAUUCACCCUGCCUAGGGUAAGUGCAAUGUAUCUGGAUUAAUUUGAAAGUGGCAGAUUCAUCAGGACAAAGGAAAAUUCUCCCAUGACUCAGAGAUGGCAAGGCGGCAGACAUUCCCAGUCUUCUCCCUUGGCAAGUUUGUUCUCUUGUCCUCUGUGCAAAUGGAUGGCAGCAGUGUCUGUACCUCCAGCCACAAACCCUCAAGCCUGCUUGGACAUGAGCAGAAGAUGAUGGCAAGAAGGGAGGAGGUGGUGCCAGGGUCCCGAAGCCAUGACUCUGGAUCCCAGGAAGCAGGUGAUGCUUGUGCUGUGGCCUAAGGAGAAGAGUUUUUUCUGUGGUUUGCUCACACCAGGAUUCUCCCCUGCCACUAAGAAGAAAGCAUUAUCCAUUUCCUUCAGGUAAUUUACUUGUUCUGUAAAGAAUACAUGUAAAUAUUUUGUACAGAGCCCUGUAUGAAAUAAAGAGCCAUA